AGUAAACACUUCCUGGUGUGGGUGUGGACGCUGAUGACUACACAAAAAUGGAGGAGAAGCAAGCCAACCCUGCCUGUAGAAAGUAGUUUCAAAUCGAAACCGUUUUACAUCGAGUCCUUCUAUGGUCGCUGGUCCUAGUUGAUAUGCUGUGUCAGGAUGGGAAAUCUGUUUGGAAAAAAGAAACAGUCCCGAGUGACGGAACAAGAUAAAGCCGUUUUGCAACUGAAGCAGCAGAGAGACAAGCUGAGACAGUAUCAGAAGAAAAUCAACCUGCAGCUGGAGAAGGAGCGAUCUUUAGCCAAACAACUGCUGAAAGAUGGCAAGAAAGAGAAAGCACUCCUCUUGCUGAAGAAGAAGCGGUACCAGGACCAGCUCCUGGAUAAGACGGAGAACCAGAUAAGCAACCUGGAGCGGAUGGUUCAGGAUCUGGAGUUUGCUCAGAUCGAGAGGAAAGUUAUUGACGGGUUAAAAAUUGGAAACGAAUGUCUAAAGAAGAUGCACGAGGUGAUGUCUAUUGAAGAGGUGGAGCGGAUCAUGGAUGAAACCCAGGACUCCAUUGAGUACCAGCGGCAAAUCGAUGAGAUGCUUGCUGGCUCGCUGUCACAAGAGGAUGAGGAUGCUGUUCUGGCUGAGCUGGAUGCCAUCACUCAGAGAGACGUUGAGCUUCCCGAAGUUCCAUCAGAGCCGCUGCCAGAAGUCCCAGAGGCUGCAGAGAAGAAACCAGAUUCAGAGAAGGAGCAGCCCAGGAAGAAGCCAGAGCGAGAGAUGCUGCCUGUGUAGAAACCGAACUAAGCUCCUUCAGCUGAAGCCCAUCAGAACCACACAGACUCUGUUCCCGACACCUCAGAGGUUGUUGAAGCUACAGCAGCUGCUAAUAGAGCUUCCUUCAUCACAUCUGGUGGCUAGUAGGCUUCGUCUGCUGCAGGCCGACCCCAAAGGCAGGACCAGGUCACUGCAGGGCCCUUAAAUCCUGGAAGACCUGUGAAAUCAGAUUAAUGUGCCUAACUGAAGAUUCAUUUGUGCUCAGUGUUUACCGUGAAAUCAUUUUAUACUCUAUCGGCUAAUUCAAGAUUUUGUAUGCCGUUUGUGUUUUCUUAAUUCUUUAAAGAAAAUUUUUAAUUUAACUUGAGUCCAACUCGAGCCUUUCUCCCAAAACACAAGCAUUCAUCUGUGUGCAUCCAUCACACUUUGGUUUUUAUUUGUGAAGCUAAAGAAAGCGAUUCAUCUGUCCUGAAAGCACAUCCAAGUUAGCAACACAGAGACGAGCUGUGUGGGAGAAUAUAAAAACCAAUUUCUUAAUCUGAUUUAAUCUGGAUUUUGACUGCUAUAGAAUUAUGCAGACUGUGUGAAAAACUGAUUUUCUUGCCGUUUGUGUGAACUGACCCUUGAUUAAUCUUUAAAGCUUUUGGCUGCUUUGUGAUGAGUUAUUUCACCCAGUCUGAAACUUUCUAAAACCUUCCAACAUCCAGAUCCGUUUCUGAGCCUCCACUCUCAACCCGACCCCUUCUGCAGCAGAUUAACUAAUCUCAUUUGUGGAUUAGCUCAGCGUCACUGAAGAAAGGGCUGAGUGUGUGUCCUCUGACACCGACAACAGUUCCUAAUCUCCCCCAGCUUUGCAGAACCUGGAUUUUACCCCACUGAGUAUCAUCAGCUGUAAUUAUGUCCCUGUGCAGGAGUGGCAGCCUGCUUCCACCAGGCUUAAAGCUUCUGUAUCUCUGAAGAUCAAUGGAACUAAUCUGUAAAUCGUUUGAAGUCUGAUGAUUGUCGGCCUGCAGCACCAAACUCAGUUUCGUAGAGUUAUUUUGGAAAUUUCUGUACAUCCUUUUUACAAUAAAAUGUUUUUUUAUUG
Nothobranchius furzeri (turquoise killifish) is the source of this 1849-nucleotide messenger RNA. RefSeq names its product charged multivesicular body protein 6b (gene chmp6b). NCBI's taxonomy places the organism in Eukaryota, Metazoa, Chordata, Actinopteri, Cyprinodontiformes, Nothobranchiidae. Gene Ontology annotation, biological process: vesicle budding from membrane; late endosome to vacuole transport via multivesicular body sorting pathway. The record is from RefSeq and is a predicted model, not a curated record. Gene Ontology annotation, cellular component: ESCRT III complex; multivesicular body.